This is a messenger RNA of Closterium sp. Naga37s-1, 1815 nucleotides long. The record is from the annotation of a GenBank genome assembly. Lineage: Eukaryota; Viridiplantae; Streptophyta; Zygnematophyceae; Desmidiales; Closteriaceae.
AUGCGCGCCUCUCCCGCCGGACUCCUGCUGCUCGCCAUUGCCCUCAUCUGUGGUCAGUCCGCCUUCUCUCAUUUCUGCUCAUCAGACUGCUGCUCUCUCAUCGUUGCCUUCUCUCAUCGCCUGUCAGCCCGCUUCUCUCUCAUUGGCUUCUCUCUCAUUGCCUUCUCUCUCAUUGUCUUCUCUCUCAUUGCCUGCUCUCUCAUUGGCUUCUCUCUCAUUGCCUUCUCUCUCAUUGUCUUCUCUCUCAUUGCCUGCUCUCUCAUUGGCUUCUCUCUCAUUGCCUUCUCUCUCAUUGUCUUCUCUCUCAUUGCCUUCUCUCUCAUUGCCUUCUCUCUCAUUGGCUUCUCUCUCAUUGCCUUCUCUCUCAUUGUCUUCUCUCUCAGUGUCUUCUCUCUCAUUGCCUUCUCUCUCAUUGUCUUCUCUCUCAUUGCUCGGCUUAGCUUCGGCAGCCAGCGCUGCGUGGCCGUGCCGAAAAAGGCGAGAGGGAAGAGCGCACAGGUGUGGUGGAACGGGUCGAGCAGCAAGGCGAAAGGCUUUGCUUGCUCGCAGAUCAAGUUCUUUGGGACGGGUGGCUGCCACGGCAGGGAGGUGGAUAGCAUGGUCAACCCGGGCUCUGCUACUGCCAAGUUCCCAAGCAACAAGAAGACGCUCAGCAAGUGGGCGUCAGUGGCCUCUGUUCUCUGCACCGAUGCUGCCUGUGACGCGCUGGGCUGUCAACCCGGUGGCAAAUGCGUGGUUGAUGAGAAUGGCGAGCGCUUCUGCCAGUGGGCCUUCCUCCUUUCCCUCUCGUUUCUUUGGAGCCUCACUCCUCCACCAGCAUUCCUGCACACCUUUAGUCCUGAAUUCUCAUUUUCGGGUUCCCAAACAGCUCGUUUCUUUGGAGCCUCACUCCUCCACCAUCAUUCUCCAGACCCACCGCACUCGCACUUGCUCCUCCCUCUCCCUCGCAUUUUGCCUUCCUCACCCUCACCCUGUGCCGCCUGCCCCUCUGGUGCCCCAAACCGCAUUGCACCCAUCCCCACCGCUCAGACUCACCCUGUGGUGCCUGCCCCUCUGGAGCCACCUGCAAAACCGUGCCUGCGACUUCAGAGCCUUCAGUGCAGACCCUUCUCCCCUCAUCUCAAUGGAGAUCCAGUGAGAAUGUUCCAGAGGAAACCUGGUGUAGAACCUCCUUUCUUGCAAGCAUUUGUGCCAGAGAGGCAGUUGCCGCUGACAUCGCAUUGGGAGGGGACGGGAGGGGGAGGAGAGGGCGGGGGAGGAGGGGAAGGGGGAGGAGGCGGAGGGGGGGAGGGGGGUGGAGGCGGAGGCGGGGAGGCUGAGGAGGAGGGGGGUGGGGCGGAGGGGGAGGGGGCUGGGAGGGAGGAGGGAGCAGCAGCGGGAGCAGGGAAGGGGGCAGGGGAGGGGGCAGGCGAUGGGGCAGGGGAGGGGGCAGGGGAGGGGGCAGGGGAGGGGGCAGGGGAGGGGGCAGGGGAGGGGGCAGGCGAUGGGGCAGGGGAGGGGGCAGGGGAGGGGGCAGGGGAGGGGGCAGGGGAGGGGGCAGGGGAGGGGGCAGGCGAUGGGGCAGGGGAGGGGGCAGGGGAGGGGGCAGGGGAGGGGGCAGGGGAGGGGGCAGGGGAGGGGGCAGGGGAGGGGGCAGGGGAGGGGGCAGGGGAGGGGGCAGGCGAUGGGGCAGGGGAGGGGGCAGGGGAGGGGGCAGGGGAGGGGGCAGGGGAGGGGGGGAGGGGGCAGGCGAUGGGGCAGGCGAUGGGGCAGGAGACGAGGCAGGGGCCGGGGUGUCUGGUUCUGGGGAGGCCGGAAGGGGAAAGACCCCUGUGA